AUGCAAAGAGAUAAGGGCUUUGCUUUAGAGAGUGUUGGUGUUGCAGGCCCCGUCCCGGCGGAGACCCCGCAGCUGGUCAUCAGCGGCACCUUCUCGCUGGCUGGCCCGGCCGGCGGUGCGGGGCAGGUGGAGCAGGCCUCGCGGCGGCAGCGAGGCGGGAAGGCGCGGCUCGCGUACAAGUGCGGGGAGUGCGGCAAGAGUUUCCGGGCCGAGGCGGACCUGCGGAAGCACCUGGCGGGGCACUCCAAGGCGGGGCGGCACGCGUGCGGAGUGUGCGGCAAGCAGUGGACUAAGGCUGCGGAUCUGGAGAGGCACGCAAGGAUCCACACCGGGGAGAGGCCGUACCAGUGUGACGAGUGUGGGAGGAAGUUCAGUCAGGAAAGCAAUCUCAGUGUUCACAAGAGGAUUCAUACUGGAGAGAAGCCGUAUGAGUGCGACGUGUGUGGGAAGAAGUUUAACCAGAGCCAACAUCUUUCUUCGCAUGAAAGGAUGCACACUGGAGAAAAGCCCUACGAGUGCGACGUGUGCGCGAAAAAGUUCUCUAAUCCCUCAAAUCUACGCCGCCACGAGUGCACUCAUGCUCGACAGUAACCCAGGGAGAAGCUGUGCCAGUGUGUCGUUUCUUGACGAAUAUUAAGGCUUUGGAAUGUGACACGUGUAGAACGUACUUUCCUCUGAUAUUUCAGUGCGUGCGCUCGUGAUGGCUAUUAGCAACUAAUUUCAGUUCCAAUCUGCAAAGUUUGUAUUUUUGGUAAAACUAUUUCUGCUCUUGUAUGUUUGUGUCAUCAAAAUUGUGUGCGUUCAUGAUAGUGAGUUAUAAUAAUAAGUGCUUUUCCCUUGUGAAGACUUUUUUUUGUGAAGGUUAUUCGGUUUAAGCUAUUAAAAUCCAUCCCGUGUUCUCGCUCCAUGUUUGUGAUAGCCCUCGGCUUGACUUGUUGAAUUGACAGCAUCUGGCAAUUUAGAAAUAUGUGAAGAUUAGGCGUAUGAGCGUUUGGUGAAAGAAGCCAUAUUUGUGAAUUUUUGUCAUAGUCCACUUCGGUGUGCAAAACUUUUCUUGACGUGUUUUCGAGUACACCUAAGCACCGUCGUGCAAUACAUGGGAAUCUGUUACAACCGCUUUCAUGAUUUUAAUUAUUUCUGCUGCUUACUCUUAAUCUCCUGUUUGUAAAUUCUGCCUUGAAUUUGUCUGCUAUGUUCACUCAAGUGCACCAAGUGUACAGGUGCCACAUUUUUUGACGAGUGUGAGUGUGAUGCGCCAGAAAGAUGUUCCCUCUCAAAUUUUAUUCCAUGCUCGUAACAACUUUAU
Molecule: messenger RNA, 1306 nt
Organism: Thrips palmi
Lineage: Eukaryota; Metazoa; Arthropoda; Insecta; Thysanoptera; Thripidae
Product: zinc finger protein 22-like
Exons: 2
Coding region: 1-591 (196 amino acids)
Biological process (GO): regulation of transcription by RNA polymerase II
Cellular component (GO): nucleus
Molecular function (GO): RNA polymerase II cis-regulatory region sequence-specific DNA binding; DNA-binding transcription factor activity, RNA polymerase II-specific
Source: RefSeq, a predicted model, not a curated record